Molecule: messenger RNA, 801 nt
Organism: Gadus morhua (Atlantic cod)
Lineage: Eukaryota; Metazoa; Chordata; Actinopteri; Gadiformes; Gadidae
Gene: emc4
Product: ER membrane protein complex subunit 4
Exons: 6
Coding region: 177-755 (192 amino acids)
Source: RefSeq, a predicted model, not a curated record
CAGAUACUAUUUCCGGUACGUCAUCAUUUUGUGCCUACCAACAGCGAGCAGCACUCGAUUCUUUCCUGUAUAUUUGUCUAUAAGGGGACCAAUUCCAGCGUUUCGUCCGCAAUAAACAAUCUCGUUCAAUAACUUAACGUGUGCACAAGGUAUACGGGCUAUUGCUGGCUUGAUUGAUGGCUUCGCCCGGCGGUCAAGGUGGAGGAGGGGGAGGAGCUCUGUCCACUAGGGGAGGAGCCGGCGUCCGUAGGAUGAAAUGGGCUCUGGAGCUGAGCAUGGGCAACGCGCGGAGUCGCGUGGACCGGCAGGGAGGCCAGGGGGACGUGGUGUAUCCUAUCGGUUACUCUGAGAAGCCGGUCCCAGACAACAGCAUCCAGGAGACGGACAAGAACCUGGUGGAGAAGCGCUGCUGGGACGUGGCCCUGGGACCCCUGAAGCAGAUCCCCAUGAACCUGUUCAUCAUGUACAUGUCGGGGAACACAAUCUCCAUCUUCCCCAUCAUGAUGGUGUGCAUGAUGGCCUGGAGACCCAUCCAGGCCCUCAUGUCCAUGUCUGCCACCUUCAAGCUCCUGGAGAGCUCCAGCCAGCAGUGGCUUCAGGGGCUGGUCUACCUUGUGGGGAACCUCCUGGGCUCAGCAUUGGCCAUCUACAAGUGUCAAUCAAUGGGACUGCUGCCAACACACUCGUCGGAUUGGCUGGCCUUCAUAGAACCGCCUCUGAGAAUGGAAAUAAUGGGUGGAGGAAUGGUGCUGUAAGGAACACACCACAUCCAUACACAUACUCACUCAAUGAACACAAACA